Rhizophagus irregularis DAOM 181602=DAOM 197198 is the source of this 510-nucleotide messenger RNA. NCBI's taxonomy places the organism in Eukaryota, Fungi, Glomeromycota, Glomeromycetes, Glomerales, Glomeraceae. The record is from RefSeq and is a predicted model, not a curated record.
AUGCAGUCAUCUUCUCAACCACGUUCGAGUGACGAAGAUCUAGCCGAUGGCGAGGAUGAAAGUUCCUUUCAUCCAGUUAAACGCAAACGCCAUAAAGCCAAAGGAAAGAGGAUAGCUCGUAAUGACGACGGAGAAGAAUGUGAUAAUGAAGAAGCUCUGACCGAAAUGAAGUCGAUUCUAAAGACUUUGCCGCCCGAACUUAAUUUGAAGAAAAAAGCUCGUCGCAUUAAAGGCGUGAAAUCACUUUUCGAAAAAGGAGACGAACGACUAGCAAAGCAACCGCCGCCUGCUAAUGUUCCUGAUUGGGCGUACGUCGAACAAAACACGGCGUACGAUACUGAUUUCGACAACCAAAACACUCUGUCAGACGGAGGUGCCCAGAAUGCUCCAUCUAAUAUAUCUGAUUCGAUUCAUGAGGAGCAAAUGAUUCAAAGAAAGGCUGUGGCUGAAAGCGGUGACGAUUAUGCCCCUUUAACAGACGAAGAUUAUGGCAGUGAAAUGAUAGAAUAG